This is a messenger RNA of Aspergillus ochraceoroseus IBT 24754, 3655 nucleotides long. RefSeq names its product armadillo repeat protein. The transcript has 3 exons. Gene Ontology annotation, cellular component: GID complex. Gene Ontology annotation, biological process: proteasome-mediated ubiquitin-dependent protein catabolic process. Lineage: Eukaryota; Fungi; Ascomycota; Eurotiomycetes; Eurotiales; Aspergillaceae. The record is from RefSeq and is a predicted model, not a curated record. Bases 340 to 3333 code for a protein of 997 amino acids. Gene Ontology annotation, molecular function: protein binding.
CUUCCGUACAUGAUUAGAUCUGUUCAUCUCUAUUAAUUACUUCUUCUCUCUGGGUUCUUCUGCUGGAGUAUUGGGUCUGUUGCGCCAAGAACAGCCCGCUCUCCUCUCCUCUUCCUACCCAUCCGUAUACAGCUUUCCCCGACGUCCUCACUCCGCAACUCCCCCCCUCCCUGAACCAUCGCUUUGCAUUGAUCCGCAUCUCCACUUACCUUUCUCUCGAUCGGCACUUCGUCUCGCUCAAUCACCUAGCACCCCCUUAGUCAAAAGCAUAUCUCAUUCUCCGUUAGUUCUACACAGGUACUACGAGGAGGAUCCCUGGGAGGCGGCGUUUCCCGGACCAUGACUCGCGCUGCAACACCCCCCAUCCUUCUACAUUUACAAAACGCAGAAUGCUGGUCCUCACAUGCUACUGCGCUCCGGACACUUAAGAAUGAGACGAUUGGUCAUGAUCAGCGCAAGGAGACCUGGGUGCGCUUGGGCAUAAUUCCCAUACUCGCCAAUGUUCUUGCUUCCCGCCAGCUCAGCGGAAGGAGCAGUACAGCCUCCGAGCUCAACGGAGGCACAAAUUAUCGGGGUUUACCUGGCUCUAAGCAGGAGUCUGAUGAAGCUUGCCUACAGACAAUCGUUAUUCUUGGGAGCUUAGCGCAAGGAGGCGCAUCUUUCCUUUCUCCCAUACUUGCAAGCAAUGCCCUCCCCACCUUCCUCUCGAUAUUAUCCUCCCCAGACUGCCCUCCCGCCUUUGUUCUCCCGAUUCUCCGAGCUCUGAAUAAUGUAGCAGAUCGACUGCCACUACAAAGGCAGCAAAAGUUCCCCAAGGAUACCCGCUUGGCUGAUCUGAUUUUCUCAACCGAGCAUAUUGGCUUUGUGGCUCGUAUUAUCGGACAGGAUUACGGCACUCAUAACAGUCAGGCGUCAAUUGAGCUAGCCGCAGCUCUCAUAGGAAAGCUAUGCACAGAGGAAUCCCACAAGGCAGUCCUAGCGGACUGUGGGGUCUUGGAUGCUUUGGCUGUGAAAGUAGGCUCUUUUAUUGUCGCCCAGGGCUUUGUUUUCCCUGGGGCCGAGAACCAUGUACAAGACUCAGGUGCCUUAGGGUCACUUCCGCCUCCUGCACCGCCGGGGGCCAAGUUGGCACCUAUUUUGCGUGCUAUCACGAUCAUUAUCGAACACUCCAAGUGGCGUGCUGAACACUUCCUCUCAUCGCCUGGGAUAGUCACAGUCUUCCCCAAACAAAUCCCUGAGUUCUCCCCGUCUGAUAUCAAGAGAGGCCCAUGGGGUUCGACAUAUCUUUCAGGGACAGCGGUGCCACGUCAUGCUGGGGGCAGCCCUCUUGAAUAUCUUCUCCCUUCUGUCCCGGUAUCCCAAUUGAAACCUUCUGUUAGCACGACCAAUUUCCCUCCUCUAGGGCAGGGAUCUCACCGUCGACAUAGCCAUUCGUUUCCUACGCCCCUCUCGAAUUUCGAUCCGUCAACACUGGACGAUGAUGAAAAUCCUAUUGUACCCUGGCUUCUCUACCUAGUUCGAGCGGAAACUGGCAUGUGCCGCUUGAUGGCAGCCCGUUUCGUUACUGUCUUAUUCCGCCUGGGCCUUACCAAAAAACAUCGAGUCUCGAUGCUUUGCUUCUUGUUGAUCCCUAUCCUGAUUCGGAUGCUUGACAGUGACUAUGAGAUGUCUGGUGGAGACGGUGUGCAGUAUGGUGGACUGAUUUCAUCUACCGAGCGUCUUAGGGAGGAAGCCCCCGCUAUACUCGCGACACUAGUGAUCGAUGACCAGGAACUACAGAAACAUGCCGUCGAAGGAGGCGCGAUAAAACGACUGUCUCAACUUCUGAAGGAAACCUAUAACCCAAUCCACGAAACUACACGGCCUAUGUGGCAUGCAGAAGGGAAAGAGAGCAACGAGACUGUUGACACGCAGCCAGCGGAGUGUCGGCUUGGUUCUCUGGGAUAUUCGCCUCUUCAUUGCCAUGUUAUGCGAUAUCGUGAGAACAUCCUGAAAGCAUUGGCUGCCCUCGUUCCUUUCAAGGAUGAAUAUCGUAAAGCGGUGUGUGAGAACGGCGUGGUUCCGUACAUUAUUGAUUCCCUCAAACCAUGUUCAGAUGAUACGCCAACGGAGACCUCGAACCCGCGGAAUACCGCCACCGACGGUAAUCCCACGCCCACUUUACUCGCUGCAUGUGGUGCUGCCCGAAUGCUCACUCGCUCAGUAAGCGUUUUGAGGACCAGUUUGAUUGAUGCAGGCGUCUCAACCCCUCUUUUUGUCUUGAUUCGGCACCCGGAUAUUGAAGUGCAAAUUGCUGCAACUUCGGUUAUUUGCAAUCUCGCCCUGGAUUUCAGCCCAAUGAAAGAGGCAAUUAUAUCUGCAGAAGUACUUCCUAUCUUAUGCGAGCAUGCUCACUCAACAAAUACAAAGCUUCGUAUCGAAUCGUUAUGGGCGCUGAAGCAUGUCGCGUACAAUUCUACAAACGAUGUUAAAAUAAAAAUCAUCGCGGGGCUAAGGCCCGAGUGGAUCAAGCAAGUGAUCACCCAAGACCCGACCAGCGUUCUGGCCAAGCGAGUGAUAGAUGAGGAGGUGGAUGGUGCCGCAGGCGGAAUGAGCCGAGCCAAUUCGGCUGGAGAACAAGUAGAUCUAUUGAAUCCAGUAGAGGACCUCGGGGAGCGAGACGAGGACCUAAAUAUGGCCGACACCAUUCCUUCGUCCAAAGUCAGCCUGGAGAUGUUCCUUCCUGAUGCCACGCGGCGACGCAAGCUUGCGUUACACGGCGAUCUCGACCAGACCACCCAAGCCCGCCAAGAUGACAUUGCAGUACAGGAGCAAACCAUGGACCUCCUGCGCAAUGUUGUUUGCGGUCCCGGCGCAUCCGAAAUGAUCGACCAUCUCUUUAAGGAGAUUGGACAAGAUCUAUUAUUGGAUGCUCUCGCCGACAAAUUACGACCGCGUUCUAUCCAGCUACCUCAUCGACGAGAAACCUCGAGCCGCACUCUCCAAGUCCCCACCGAGAUUUUGGUUGCAGUAACUUACUUUAUCAUUCAUCUUGCCGCGGGUCUUCCCUGGCAUCGCCAGCUUCUGAUCUCACACCGGGACCUGUUACGCUACUUGAUGAACUAUUUCAACCACAGCCACCGGGAUGUGCGGACCAACUGUGUGUGGGUGGUUAUCAACCUGACCUACGAGGACGAUGCUGGCGAUCGAGAAGGGUGUCGUGAGCGUGCCUUCAAACUCCGAUCGAUCGGGGUGUUGGAUCGGUUGGCCAGUUUGGAGCACGACCCAGAUCUUGAUGUCCGAGAGCGGACCAAAACAGCACAGCAUUUAGUAAAUUCCUUGACCCAUGCAUAGCGGAGGAUUUGCUGUUUAGUGUUAUUGUAUUUGUUCUCCAUUCUUGUGGAGUAUUUACUUGUGUCAUAGGCAGCACCAGCAACUGGAUAUUGUGGAAGGGGCCUUUCAAGAUAAAAGGGGUUGGUUGGAAUGAAUGUACAGAUUUACACCCGACAGCCAGCUAAGAAAAUACAUGUUGAACACAAUUCCUUUCUCUCUCUUUUCUUUUUGAGCAUUAGCAUGGGGUCCCCUGACGGCGGCGACAAAAGAAAAAGUGAUUUCCUUGUUACCGAGAUGUCUCUCUUUGAGUAUGUUUAUAGAUAGACAGAGCUGGAUGAUUAUU